Bursaphelenchus xylophilus (pine wood nematode) is the source of this 604-nucleotide messenger RNA. Lineage: Eukaryota; Metazoa; Nematoda; Chromadorea; Rhabditida; Aphelenchoididae. The record is from the annotation of a GenBank genome assembly.
AUGCUUUCGCUCCUUUCUCUUCCCUCAUAUCAGCCGCAACUUUUCUCUCUGAUCUCUCGAUGCUGGAUCCUUCUGAUCGUCAUCAGCUGUUUACCCGGCUGUCAAGGAGUAACAUUCUAUUUUGGGGGUAAGUAAAUAGACUGCUUAGGCGUCAGUUUGAGCACUUAUCUUGUUACACAGUUAAUUCAAUGCCCUUGGGAGCUAAAUUUAAAACAAACACGGUUGUUGUAGUGUAGCCUACAUUUGACGUACUUGAAAUUAACAUGCUCUCAGGUUAAUUGAACAAUUUUUAGCCGAGAAAACACCGCUAGAACAACAAAACUUUGCGACGUUGGCGGCGAAACCAAACUCAUUGAGUAAUGAUGAGCUGAAAUCGGUCUAUUCCUUCUGCAAUUUACUCCCUUUGCUACAAGCAACAGGACGGAUGAACAUGGACAAAAGAUCGUCAGAGACCUGCACGCAAUUGAUGAAGAUUCUGAAGCCCAUCUUCGACAAGCGAUCCACGAUGAAAAGAUCUUCGAAUUUCGAAGCUGAGGUGCCAACUCACAGGAUACGAACCCCCGGAUCCAGGAGGAUUUCACGGCCGUUCUUCGACCUCCUUUAA